Talaromyces proteolyticus is the source of this 1119-nucleotide messenger RNA. RefSeq lists its product as uncharacterized. The record is from RefSeq and is a predicted model, not a curated record. Lineage: Eukaryota; Fungi; Ascomycota; Eurotiomycetes; Eurotiales; Trichocomaceae. The transcript has a single exon. The coding region runs from base 1 to 1119 and encodes 372 amino acids.
AUGGCGCUCCUCCCUUUCACAUGCAAACCGCCUCACAUGCAUCAUCACCCUCAUCAUAGCCUCCUCGCCAUACAUCUUACAGAUAAACCGUAUUCGCCUCCUGUUUCUGUCAACCCCCAGUAUCUCACUGCCACAGCUCAUCACGGCAGCGCGGCAUGGAAGACGCUGGUCGACAACACCACCGCCGCCUCGCUCUCACCGUGUCUGACUGAUACUUCAGACACCAAGACCUUCUACAGCGCCAUCCAAGUCAUCGACAUUUCCUCAGACAGCGAGGACCCCGUCAGCAUGGCAGCCCCUAAUCCAAAGCAGUCGACUGGGUCCUCGGACAGUACAAACAAUCAGCCCGAAAAUAAAGCAACCCAAAAAUCAAAAACGUCUCCCUCACGGGCAUCAUCGACUUCUCAACGCGCGCCUCGGUCGCCAUCCUCGAGUACUGCUGGAACCUCGAGAAGAGAGCGCCGUGGGACCGCAUCUGUCAAAACAAACCAUCCCGCCAGCCCAUCACGCAAUAACAGCAUCCAGAUGUCAUCGCAAAAACGGGACGAGCUGUUGGCCUUGCAUCGAGAUAGCUGUCGACUAUUCCAAGAUAUCGGGAUGGCUGCCGACCCGAUAGUAACAUCUCACGAUGAAACCUACCCCCAGUCUACAGCUACUUCCCCGGCCAUGUCACCUAUCAUGCAAUCCCAACGCUCGCAUUCGUUCCCUGUUGGCUUCCUCCAUGACGGCGACAUCUCCGAGGAAGAUCUACUAUCCGUCCGCCGGCUUCGACGAAUGAGCAAUGUUCACUCAGAGCCAGAUCAGACCCCAUACGACCCUGUCCCCGCGACUGUGAUCGACUGGACAUCACCCAGCACCCGUCGACGCGAAUACGAAGCCAUUGAUCGGUCAAACAAGGGCAUUCGUCGGAUCUGGCGUCGAAUCACGCCUCGCUGCUUCCACUCGUCAGACUCGCGAACACCGUUCUUCGAGACCCGUGAAGACGGGAAACCCAACUAUGAAGGCAGCGUGCGACGUUUCCGUAUGGAUAUACCGGACGAAAAGGAGGAGUUGGAUCAGAGAACUGACGGGCUUACAUCUGGUCCAAAGCUCGAGAAGCGGAAAUGGUCUUGCUUUUAG